Molecule: messenger RNA, 15399 nt
Organism: Drosophila innubila
Lineage: Eukaryota; Metazoa; Arthropoda; Insecta; Diptera; Drosophilidae
Gene: Svil
Product: serine-rich adhesin for platelets
Exons: 20
Coding region: 1302-15080 (4592 amino acids)
Biological process (GO): cytoskeleton organization; barbed-end actin filament capping; actin polymerization or depolymerization
Cellular component (GO): cytoplasm; actin cytoskeleton
Molecular function (GO): phosphatidylinositol-4,5-bisphosphate binding; actin filament binding
Source: RefSeq, a predicted model, not a curated record
CGCUUUAACAGUGCCAGUUUGAGUGUUAGCAGUGCCAUUUUGAGCAUAACAUAGACAAGUUGUCUGUUAAGGCGGCUGCACCUGAACUUUUGAAACUGUUACAAUCAGUUCGCGCUCAACUCGCACAGAGAACGCACCUGCGACGCGUUUGCAACGGUUGCAAAUGAAAAUAAAAUAAAAGAAAACAAAAUAAUAAAGCCGAUUUCUAACUAAAAAUGCACUAAACACCUCACAAUAACCGCAAACCAACGAACUGUAAAUAAUAAUUACUAAAAAAUUUCAUCAAUUGCAAAUUUGUAGAAAUUAUAAUUUCCGAAAUUCCAACAUUGCUCAAGUUCCAAUGCAUUGAGCUCGCAUUCGCGUUUGAAAAUUGUUUGAUCGAUUUGGAUACGAAUCGAGGGAAGUCUGCUUGUAUAGGCAUUCGGAACCAAAACAACAAAUUGCCAUAGUGAAAUGUGGUAUAACUCUAGACAACGACAAGCUAAUGUCCAGUGACGCAGGCCAAAAAAAAAAUAGAAACACGAGCCAAGAAAUAAAUUCAAAAAUAAAUAUUCUGCAAAAAAGUGAAAAGCGAGAAAAUAACAAAAGAAACAGCUGCACUAAAUAGAACAAUCAACCCCAUAAAAGUGACCACAAGUGAAACAAGAAACAUAUUGCACCUUGUUAUAAUUAUUCGUGUUUUCUUAUGCUUUUUUUUUUUGAGCUGUCGACUAUUUGCCUUUAUAUAGCCAGACUAUAUAGAACUGUACAAUAAGACACAGCCAAUUCUAUACUCUCUCUCUAUAAAAGAAACUCUAUGAUUUGACUCUUUCCUCUGCGCUGGAAAUCGCUUCGUUUUUUAUAACGAAGUUUGAACAUUUACCAAGCCACAAAACUUUUGUUUUUGUUUCUUUCGGAAUUGUGUUCAAUUUAUUUUCAUUAAGUGAGAAAGUUAACAAAUUUCCUUUUAAUUGAAACAAUUGCUCUAAACUCGAAAGUAAAUAGACUGGGCAGCAUCAUAAAAUACGAACUGUGUUGCAUUCUAAGUAGAGCAAAGCCAUAACAGCAACAACAUCCACAAAAAAGAGCAACCGCAGUGUGUGUGCAGAUACAAGAUAGAAAGAUACAGAUACAAAGAUACCUGUCUCUCUAUCCAACCCAACCCUCUACCUCUACUAAAACGGCAGUCGUAAAUGCAGUUUGAGGAACUGCAGCAUAAUUAGCAUUGUGUGCGAGUGUAGUUGUGUGUGUCAGUGUGUGUUUAAAACGCUCGAAGCAACUGAAAGAGUAACAACAACAACAACAAGAACAACGGCUGCAGAAUGUAUCUCAUACAGACUGUUCAAACAAGUUGGCGUCCGCAGUUGCCGCUGCCGAAAGAGCUGCAAUUAACCGAUGAACGUCACAGCGCCGACGACGAUACGAAAGCCAAUAACAACAACAACAGCAACAACAACACAGUAACAGCAACAGCAACCCCAACAAGCACAGAGAACAACAACCACAUCAUAGACAUUGAUAUGGAACGUCUGCGUAAUCAUCAUCAGAGUCUUGGAGGUGGUAACUCCUCCCAGCAGCAGCUGUCGAAUAAACAAAAAUGGUCCUUCGGUCGUCUCUUUCGCAAGAAGAAGGAGGAGGAGGAGGCGGAGGGAGGCAGUGGCAGUUCCAGUGAGGAGGAUCGCAAGGCCGGAUUUGUGCCCGCCCAGCGUCAGAGCUCAACGAAACCCAAAUCAAAACAUCCAGCAAAGUCCCAACGUGGCAGCAACAAAGCCUUGGGCUUUGAUCACAUUGUGUUGCAACCACAGGCGGUAGUUGCACCACCUAAACCACCGGCUCCCCACAUAGACAACGAGUUCUUUUUACCGGUGGAAAUGGUGCCACCCGAGCCGUACUAUCAAAAUCAACCGGGCUAUUAUCAAAAUCGUUCCAGUAACUCCUUGGAUCGUCGACUGUAUCUCAAUCCACAAAUGCAGGCGGCACCACACAAAUCACGUGCCACACAGCGUGGCAAGCUGGUGUUGCAGCCGGGUCAACAGCCCGCCGGGCACUCCAGCGAGGAGGAGCUCAUCUCGUUGAAUUCCUCCACGUUCUCCAAGUAUCGCAGUGAUGAGAGUAUACACAGUGGAGGUCAAGCGCUGUUCGGAGCACCUGGACAAAGUCGACGCAGUCGUGCGGCACGCAAUGAGCGAUACUACAAGCGUUUAUCCCGCGAUGGGGAGGUGAGUCACGGUGGUGUGCCCGUCCAGCUGCAGCAGCAACUGCAGCAACCACAAGCGCAUCCCAGCCAGCAACGUUACAAGACGCAACCGCUGCCGCUGUCCAUUUAUCAGGCUGCUCCUGCUGCCGGCUACGUGCAGUGGCAACCACAAGCGCGUCCCUUGCAGAAUUCCAUGCAGAACGAUGGCAAGCGAAGCAUCAGCUAUGAUAGCCACAUCCACUUACAAAAUGUGAAUGGCAGGAUGCAGAGUAAACCACUGCCACCACCGCCGCCACCUAGAGAUCCACUGCGCCGCGUGCAUGUGAUGGGCUCCAGUUCGGGUGAUCUGCGUCCCGUUUCCUAUGCCUUCGAUCAAAGUGGACGCUGUGUCUCCGAUGAUCGCAUUUGGCAGCCACCACAUUAUCAAUCCGUACACUCUCUCAACUCACAGCCGAGUAGCUCCAUUGCGAGUGCUCCUCCGGUACAGCAGGGACGUCGCUUCAUUACGCGUGCGGAGCGGAAUGCGCUUCCUGGCAAGAAAUCUCUGCCCAAUGGCAUUGACUUCCAUUACAUGGCAGAUGCCACACCGCGUUCGAGGAAACCCAUCCAUAUGCUGGAGUCGGGGGGAGGUGGAGUUGGAGUACAUGAUGUGCCCGCUUCCAGCGGCGUGUUGCGCACCUCCAAAAGUGGUUUACCCACGUCCAACGAUGGCUGGCAACCACAGCCGCAGCCUUCACAGCGUCCUCAUCAGCUCUUGACCAAACCGCGUUCCAUUUCCAGCUCGCGGCUCAGCGAAUUACGCACGUAUCCCAUGCCCAUGUACUCGGAGGUGCAGAAACCCAAGCGAGCAGCUGCUCCGCCCGCCGCAGCCGCUCCAGAAUCUACAGAUCAACAGCAGAUCAUCCAUGGUAGUCUGCACAUCAAACCCAGCGAUCAGGCGAGUCAAAAUUAUGUGGAAAUACGUCAUCGUGAUGUGCACAAGACCAAUUCGAUGCCGCAUCAUUAUCAGCGUCGUUCUGGCGAGGAUUUGCCCAACAAAUAUGAGGAGUAUGUGGCCGAGAAGCGGGAACAACAUCAACAGGCGCCGGCGCCAGUUUAUCCAGAGCGCAAGGCAAGCGCUCCAGCUAUAGCACCGAUUUAUUUUCCACGCAAAAAGCCCGCCAAUCUGGAGGAGGCCAUCAACGAACUGGAGGCCAUUUAUAAAUCCCUGGGUCUCACCGAACCCGCCGAACCGAAGGUGGAAACCAAGCUGGAGUCCAAGCUAGAGCCCAAACCUCGUUGUCCCACGCCCAGUGACUUUGAGAAGUUCGCCUUGGCCCAUGCGGAUGAGUAUGAUGAUGAGGAUUCGCCUGCCGGAGAACCGGAUCCGGUGCGGGAUGAUGUUGCCUAUCGUAAUCUACAGCUGAGCAACUUGCAACAUCGUGCCGCAGAGAAGCAACCACCAUUUGGCAUCCCAGUAGGACCAAUUGUGCCAGCUCCUCAGAGCGAUUAUCUCCAUGUGGAGCCGGUGCGUGCGCCAAAGAAGAAGAGCGGCUCACCGGACAUUGUCAAGGACGAUCUGGCAGUGCGUGCAUUGCGCAAAGAUCCUCCGGGUCCCAAGUCCAGUUUUGUGUAUCCCAUGCAGAAGAAACAACGUGCAACACGCACGCAAUCUGCCAACAUUUACAAUCUCAUCCAGCGGGAUGCAGCGAAGCCUUCUGGUGGCGAUCUGAGCAGUUACAUGGAGCUCACGAAGAACAUUGAACGUGCCGGCUCCAUGUCGAAUCUGGGCGUAACGGAGACGAGCGACACUAGCGAUGUACCUGCCACAUUGGAUCUGCUGCGCAAACUGAAAGCCCAGGACGAAGAGUCUAGCCGCAAGCCGCAUAUACCCUUCCGGCAUCCCAGUCAGGGUGGCGCCAUUGCUCAGCUGCCCGAGCGUCUGACCCACGAGGAGACUCCCAAGCUGGCUCCGGUGCCGGCACCACGUAAAAGUCUUACGCCGGAGCCGCUGCUGGAGGAUGCGUUGAAUAAGAUCGCGCAGGAUGCGCAGGCGAGCAGCAUCAAGUUGUCCCUGGAGCUGCAGGAACUGCGCAAGGAGGCAUUGAUCACAGCGGCAAGGCCAAAAAUGAAUGCGGAGCAACAGAAACUGGAGCAGGAGCUGCAACAGAUUGAGGCCGUGUCCGAGGCGGCCAAGCGAUGUGGUCAACUGCUGCUAGACACGCUGCCCGACAAUGAUGAGCUGCAGGAUCCACAGCAGGAGCAACAGCAGCCCAAUCCUCGCAAGCUGCAGAAGGAGGGCAAACUGAUACGGGCCAUUGAUGAGGUUUCCGAGGCGGCAAAUGCCGUGUGUGACAAGAUACUCAAGGAUAUUGUGAAGACGGAACCACCUGUGGUGGUCUACGAGGCGUUGCAGGUGAAGCAAGUGCCACAACAACAUGCCACGGAUCAGCUGGUGAUGCCGCAUCUCAUCAAGAAACUGGAUCCCAUACAAUCGGAUAAAAUCGAGGCGAUUGCGAAACGUUGCAUGCGUCAGUUGAGUGAAUUGGCGGAGUCACAGCCGGACUAUGACAAUCUCUCCGGAUGUAAUAUGAGCGGAGUGGGAGCAGGAGCUGUCCAAGCUGAUGCCACUCUCAUUUGUCCCAUUGCAGAGGACAAGACGACGAAGACCAAGACCAAGAGCCAGACCCGAGCACAGGCAAAAUCUCAAGCACUCGAGGACAUUGAUAAGAUCAUGCAGGAAUGCGAAAGGCAGGCACGUCAAACCGGAAACAGCAGCAUCACCACCAUAACAACCAGCCGCACCACCACCACCACAUCCAGCACCGAUGAUCAGCGCACCACAGCGCCCAGCAUGAGCAGCGGCAGUGUGAGUGGUGGCAAUGCAACCACCGUUAGCACCACAGCCUCAUCGUUUAGCUCGAGCAGCGAUUGCCUGGCCAAAUCAUCGAGUCCCUCGAAUGCCAGUCGUCCGUUGUCCUCGAGCAUAACCUCAUUCAAUCCGUACUCGUCGAGUGAUUACAUCAAAUCACAGAGCAGCGAUUAUCAUGCACCCAGCACAGAUCCCAUCAAGACAUUCAGCACCACAUCCUACGAGGUGCAAUCGACGCCGUAUAACACCACAAUCAGCACGAACACACAGAGCACGCUCAGCAGCAAUAGCAAUAGCACUCACAACAACAACAACAACAACAGCACCACCAAUAGCACCACUGCAACUACGUCGAGUGACAAUCAAAUCGCCAGCAUUGCCACGCCCUCUUCGUCACCGCCGCCGCUGCAGCUGACGCCGGUGGGUGAGCGUCGAGCACGCUCCUCAUCGCCAUCACAGUACAAUUCUAGCGAGGAGCUGGCCGCCAUUUUUGGCAUUGAGGAGCAGCCCAAGCAGCUGCGUCGCCAGAAACAACAACUACAACCAACAACAGAAACCAUUGCGGCCUCAAGUGACUUAUCCACAGCAUCUGCCACUGCCAAAACUAGCUGCCAGCAACAAAAACAACCAUCUGACGAAUCUGUUGGCUCUGAGUCGGCUAAAGUUUCGUAUCGUGGACAACAUCCGCAUUUUCAUCAUCAUACAACACCUGCAUAUUAUACGGAUCUACAGCUACGCAUUCAUACGCCCAAUGCAUCCGAUGUUGGUGCAUUGAAUGAGAAUUAUCAGAGUGUCUAUAGCACACCGAGUACACAAUUGGUGGAGCAACGUUGUUUCCCAAAAAGCAGCACAGCAACUGUUGCACCCCCGCCAAUUGCCGGACAACGUUCAUCGUUUUUUCGACUUGGCGACACUGUUGCAGCAACGGACAACAGCAACAAACACAAUACAAGACGCCAGCGAAGCAGCAAGGAACGUUGCGCCAAAUCCUUGCCACCAUCUGUCGGCCCCAUAAAAGGUGAAGAGAAGUCCAAGAACAACAACAACAACAACAACUGCAAUUCUCCCAGUAGUAGUAGUAAAUCACCCGUAGUUGAAACAGCUAGCACCGUAGUUGUUGCCUCAUUACCUAUUGCUGUUGGUGGCGCCACCAACAGCAGCAGCGCCGGCGGCGGUCGCAGCAGUCGUCAGCGUUUUCAGCAGCGCUCCAAGCGGGCGGUACGCGUGCGCAGCGAGUCGCGUCCGAUCAGCGCCUUGUAUGACAUAAUAUGCAAGGAGAAGGGUCUCGACGUUGGAGACACCACAACUUCAAGCAGUCACAACGACAGCAACAGCAGCAACGACGAGCAGCAAACACAACAGCAAUCCGAGCAACAACCUCAAUUAGAUCCUCAACAACAACAACAACAACAAAAAAGCAACACGCUGGCGACCUUUUGGCCAUUGCACCACCAAUACCACAGAGCCUCAAUGAGCGGUGCCAAGCAGCAAUUAACGGAGCCGCUGGAUAAGCCAAAUCAGCGAUCUCAGCAGCUGAGUAAACAGAAACGCAUUCAGAGAUUGAAUGAUAAUGGCUCAAGUGAUGAGGACAAUGAUUCUCCCUAUGCCUUGCACUCUAGUCAAAAGGUAACCAAUCUGAGUCCUGGCAAGUCCAACUCGCUGCCACCUACAGACUACCUCAAGCAGCAGACACAGAUACAGACACAAACACAGGCAGAGCCACAAUCUGCUCCAUCACAAACUAAUUGUCCAACGCAUUCGACAGAGUCACAUGCUCGCUUGGCCAAAAGCCUUGAGCCCUUGGCCAAGAAGUCCGACUCACAGAGUCGCAGUGAAAUGAUGCCUGUGAAUACAGAGCAUCUGUAUGUGGAGCCACCAAAGUUGUCAUUGCCGGAGCUUAAGUGUUGUCUGGUCAAGAGUAAGGACGAGGAAUCGCAGGAGUUGCAAGGGCGUGUUUUUGAUCAGGGAGAAGUCAUCGAUACUUUGGCGCGUUGGCAACAGGAGUUGAGCUCCACAAACGAAAAAUCAGCGCAGCUUUUAAACGGUGCUAAUGGUCAUCAUCAUCACUAUAAUUAUGAGCUUGAACAUCAUCCACAUCAUCAUGAAGUGUCUCCCACAUUUGAUCAUCAACCAGUAGAAGCUCUUAAUGAUCAUCAGGCCCAGUCGCAAUCUAAUUAUCAUCAUAAUCAUCAUCAACACCAGGCGACAAAUGCGCGCAGAUUCAUAACUCGCACACCGCGCUCCGCCAGCCGUCAAAGUGCGGGUGGACACUCAUCACCGCCACCGCCACCGCAAACAGCUGGCUAUCACAGCGACUCAUCCUACAGUUCACCAUCGCCAACACGUCGACAACAGCAACAACAACAACAACAACAAUUGGGAGCAACUGGCAGCAGUGGCGCUGGAGAUCCACAAUCAUCAACAAAUGGGAAUAGCUCCGCUUAUGAAACGGCUGCCACAACUGUGAUGACACAUGCCACACCGGCAACAGACUUCACACAAUUGCAACAGCAGCAACAUCCACAGCAGCAACAUCCACAGCAGCAUCCACAGCAACAACAAGAAGUUGAAGUUCCUAAAACGUCUCAGACAAACGCAACGUCCAACGUUAUCAUUCGCCCCGCAGCCGUCAACUCAGAUGUGUCAGAUGAUUCGCUUAAGUGUCAAAUCUUUGUGGGGAUUAUGAAAUCAUUUAGGCGAUUACAUAAGCCAAGGGACAGGCCGCCCCUUGCUACCGCUAACAGCAAAGCGCCAUUAAUUGUGCUCAAACCAGGAACAACAACAGCGACAGCAGCAACUGUUGCUGUUGCAACUGCAGCAGCAGCAGCAGCGGCAGCGGCUGCGACGCCGUCGCCUUCAAAGCGUCGCAAAAAUUUGCUAUCACCGCUGCGCAUUGUUGGUAGUGGUGGUGGUGGUGGUGGUACGCCCACUGCCACGCCUCCGCAGGCGAGUCCACUGCUAAGCAGCUCCUCAUCCUCGCCACAAACGUCGCCAGCGGUGCGCACCACCAAAGCCAGUCGACUGCGUGCCGCAGCGCUCGACCGCAAAAAGGAGGAGGAGCAGCAACAACAACAACGUCAACGUUACAGUUCACCCAGCUCGCUCCGCACCAGCUCGACGCCGCCAACACGACGACUGAGCAGCUCGGAGCUAUCACCCAAGGGCAGCGGCAGCGGCAACGGCUUCAACUCGGAGCCAAGUGGCAGCAGCAGCGGCAGCUCGCGACUUUCCACCACACGCUCGGCUUCACAGCCGUCGGAGGCUUUAACUGGCCUGGAGCGUCGUCCAUAUUUGUUGGCCAACGCCAAUAACGUUUCGAUGAAACAGAAUCUCAGCGAGCUGCACUUUACCGGCGGCAUACUCAGUCCGCCCAAGGUGGAGUGUACGCUGCGCAUGCGUCCCAGAAGCUCCACGCUAUGCGCCGAAGCGGAGAAUGGCAUGGGAAGUGGUGCAGCGGGAAAAGCACGUGAUAAUCUAACCAAUUUGCAGCUGAGUCCUGUGCAAAAGCAUAAGCGAACUCCGGAAGCCUCACCCUUGCCACGUCGUGCUGGUGAUCGCGAUAAAUCGGCAAAACGUAAAUCGAAUUUGAAUCGUUCAUACAACGAGGAAGCCACCAAGGAUGGCGAUGAGGCGGCGUCAACGCGUCGACGUCGACGUCGGGAAUUGGGCAUGGCACGUCCCUUGAUGCCCGGGGAUGAUGAAUCGCUGCGUGAAUUGUUGCAGUCGCCACAGAAGAGUUCCUGCAGCGAAUCCACCUCCAAGUCGGAGUCACUGCGUCAGGCGCGUGGCAUCAAUCAAAAGUUCAAUGAACGCACCAAAACGGAGCUGGCCGAGAUCAAGAAGAUUGCCGAACAGGCUCAGGCAGCUGGCAAUGAUCAGCCGGCAGAGUUGAAAAUGUCUCCGAUAUUGCGACGCAAGAGCACGGAUGAUCUAGCUGCAGCUGCCACACAGAAUUCACCACCUGCCCCCAAUCAAAUUGUUUCCAUAUUGAAGAAGAAGGAGCAGGCUUUUGGGGAGUGCAAUUCGAGUGCCUCCAGCAAUGCCUCACCCGUGACCUUCUCCGCCAAUGUGCUGGACACACCGCUUGCCGGGAGUCGUAGCAAGCGUCAGGGCAUCCUCAAGAAACGUUCCAGCUUGGAUGAGUCACGCUACUAUUCCCGCUCCCAUUCGCCGGAUGAACGGAGUAUACUCAUCAAGUCGGCGCGUCGCAAUUCUCUCGAGGAAGCGGGCUUAUCUCUAAGUCCUGGCCAGGCACAUGGCAUCCUCAAGCAGAGCAGCUACGACAGCAGCAAGAGCGAUGGUUGCCCUUCGGCGAAUGAGUGUCAACCACAUAGCAUACUGAAGAAGAAGGAUUCGUUGUCGACUCCCUCGGAUGGAGGUGGUCAUGUCUCCAAGCAUGUUUCCAUCUCGCAGGCGGUCACUUUGGCUGCCGCUGAGCUGGCGGCACACGAUGGCCUCGCUGGCAUCGAGGAUGGCGAGGAGAAUGAGGGGAUUAGGCCCAUUCUCAAGCAGGAGAGCACCUCCAGCGAGGAGGCAGCGCGUCCCCCGAAGCCCAUACUCAAGAAGAAGUCGUUUGGUGAGGCGGAUGAGCAUGAGAUUCGUCCUAUACUCAAGAGCAGUCGCAAGAGCAGCCGGGAGGAGUUCGAUCUAGCUGGUCUCAGUCCAGAUACCAACGAUAUCGUUGUUAAUGACGCCAUGCGUCCCAUUUUGAAGUCGGAUUCGCCAUCUAAACGACGCUCCCUCGGCUCCACACAGCGCUCGGAGGAGGAGAACGCAAGCAGCUUGUUGAAGCGACGCACACGCUCUCUGGAGCGUCAGGAUGCGGCACCAGUGAUGGAUCUGGCUGCCGCCUUAGAUGCCAUAACCAAUUCCCAGGCACCUGCCACGCCUGUUGACUUUGUGACCAAUGCAUCGAGUAUUUCGGUUGCGGAACGCAUUAAGCACAUGGAGAUGCUAUCGACGCCCACAUCCCGCACAGCUGGCGGCAUCAACAGCAGCUGGGAGUCGCCGCUGCAACAGACGCAAUCGUCGUUGAACGACUCGAGUGCUGCUCCAAAGCUUCUCAAGCCGAGUGUUCUACGGCGGGAUCUUUACAGGGAUCGAUACAAGACGCAGCCGGUGACCAACGAGGAGAAGAGCUUCUUUAAAGCCAACUCCACGCCCUUUGACAUCUCGGCCACGUCGGCUUUUAAGCCCACCAAACCGUUGGAUAUUCGCAACGGUUCGCAACACCAACAACAACAUCAGCAACCGCUAAUCUCGCCCAUCACUGGACAACCGCUGAGCCACGUUCCCGCCCCGCUGCUGCUUUCCUCAUCCACCAAUUCAGGCGCCGGCGCCUCGUUCCGUUUGGCGCGCAGUUCAACGCAACCGCUGCAAUCGCCGCGCGUUGUUCACUUGGCCGCUCAGGGCGGUGGCACGCCCCCAUCGUCGAUAACACGUCAGCAAUCGAUUAAUAACGAUAGCAUCAGUCUCAGCGAACAAUUGACCCUGUCUGUGGGCAACGACACCGAACGCAUCUUUGAGAUGUCCGGCUUGGAUGAUGACUCUGCCAUACAGUCGCUGGGCGACGAUGCAACCACCGCACAUCCAGGUGGGGCUGUGGGUGGAGCUGUGGGUGUGGGUGUGGCACGCAGCAGCAGUGUGAGAGCACGUGCCAACAUGUUCCAGCAGCUGCAGGAGCAAUCGCGCAGCCGAAGGGAGACGGCAGGUGGAGAGACGUUGCCGUCGCAGUCGCGUUCAUUUGCCAGCCGACAAGCAACUUCUCGCCACUCGCCGCCUCCAUCGGCGUCAAGCGGCAAUGUAACCGCAUCGCUCGGAUCGCCGUCAAACGAUGAGCCGAGCACGCCGAAUACGACGCAGGAUACAACCGAUGCAGACUUUGGUAAGCCCAAGGGUAUUUUAAAGAGCGGCAAACCCUUGCCGGGCAUGGGGCGUGGCCUGAUGCCCAUCGAUCUGAAUGCCGAGCUAAAGAAUCGCCUGCAACGCUCCACGCAUGCCACAGUCUCCAAUCUGCGGAAAUCGGCAACCACCGCAAAUGCCACACGUGAUGAAACUGAUAACAGUUCAGCGAAUCCGCAGCGGAACUUGGCGCAGAUAUUGCGUAAUGUGUCCAAGGAGAAUGCCACGCCCCCUUCCACGCAACAACACGAUGAUGCAGUGAGUCUGGUGCGCAAUCUGGCAACGCUCGGCGCACCACGUGCUGUCGAGGAUGCAACUGCGGGCAACAAUUGCGCCUCCGCCUCCGAGGGUGAAAGUUCAGGUGGCCGAGAGAUUGAGGCCAUUAUUAAGAACAGCGCUGUGGCAAGGCGUCGUCGCCAGCAGCAGCAACAGCAACAACAACAGCUGUCAGAUGGCAAUCACAUUGCGAAAAGCAAAAGUUACUCGGGCAUAGCACCCAUUGGCAUUGGCACCCAGGUGUUGCCUCCACUCGGCGUCGGCGGCUUUGUCAAGUUGCGUCAUGUAGCUGACGAUAAGCCGAGCACAUCAACCAAGGAAUCACAACAAACACCAACUGAUAAGCAGCAGCAGCAGCAGCAACAAGAAGAAGAAGUUGAAGGUGAAGCGGAAACAAACACAACAACUGAGAACAUGGGACCCGAUCAACGCACAAUUGCCAAGACUGGCUCCAUUGCGGAGCGUCUGGCGGCUCUCCAGAAGAGCGGAGAGGAUGAUUGGAAGAAACGCGUCUCGAAGCGCGAUGAGGUCGAUGAAGUACGACGUGAAAACUUUGUCAAUGAAUCACUCUCUCUGGCGCACUCGCUCUCUGACAAGCCUCUGCCGCCAUCUCCUUUAAUCGUGUCCAGUCUUGAGGGCGGAAAAGUCUCCGAGCGUCUGGGAAAACUCAAAAUCAACUCGGAAAAUUGGAAGCAGCGCAUAGAACAAACCGAUGCCAAGAAGUUCACAGUCGCUGGACGACUGCAGAAGAAGUCGCAAUCUCCUGUAGAAUUGCAGUUCGAGCGUGCUCCCAACGAUGCCGCCAAGAAGUGUCCCAUGCUGGAGGUGCGCAGUGCCAAUCAGCCACAGCUGGGACUGGCCAAGAGCCCCUCCAUGAUGGUUAACACCACCAACAGCUCGAAGAUUGCAGCUCAGCGCAGUCUGAGUGUCAAUGCCGAGGAGGAGACUCCAUUGAGUCGCAGCAACAGCAGCAGCUCCGACUCGGAUGCGGAGAGGAGUUCGCCAAGGAAUGCCAAGCUGGACAAGGAGUUGGCCAACAACAAGAGUGCGGCAGCUGCCACAAAUGUGGGGGCAAGAAUACAGGUGCCACGUCUGGACGAUGAGGAGACCUUCGAGAACUUCUUUGCCACACAGUCGAAGAAGACUGAAGCUGGCGAGGAUGCGCAGCUGGAGAUUAGCGCCUUUGAUGACAUUAAACCCACAGAGCGACUGGUCAGCAAGCGUAAUAUUCAGGGACCCAAGGGUCGUCGGGCAGCACGUAAUCCUCUCAAGAGUUUGGCACAACGCAGCGACAUCAGCUCGGAGUACACGGAACUCAAGACGGGAAUUGCCGAGCGGGAACUGCGACGCCUCAAACUGGAGUCAUUUGGACAACGUGGCAAUUUGGCAGCUGAAGCCAUCGCAGGACUCGCCUCCAUUGAGGACUUUAAGGCUGUGGCAUUGAAGUCAUCGUCGCUGCCGUUGCAACAAAUGUGGCUGCCACACAAGCCGCUGAUGCUGCUCCAUGUCAAGGGACGCACACAUGUCCAGACGCGUCUGGUGGCGCCCCAUCAGUUAUCCUUGAAUCGUGGCGAUUGCUUCAUUCUGAUUGCCGGAUCACAGCUCUUCCGUUACGUGGGAACCUUUGCCAAUGUGAUUGAGAUCUCGAGGAGCAAGAAGAUCUGUGCUGCCAUUGUGGAGAACAAGGAUCUGGGCUGCACAGCUGGCCAGGAAGUCAUCCUCACCGAUGGCAAGUAUGUGAACGAGCGUCAAUGGCGUCAGUUCUGGACGCUGCUCGGACAGGAUGAGGGGGAGGAUCAACAGCCGGAGAUUGCGGACUGUGGACAUGCGGAUGAGGAUGAUGUGUUUGAGAGCAGUCUGAUUGAGACUAACAAGAUCUACGAGUACCAGGAUGAGGCGCUGGUGCCGCUCGAGAAAUACUGGGGAUGCAUCCCGAAAGUGGAGAUGCUGGACACACGGAAGGUGCUCGUCUUUGACUUUGGCAGCGAGUUGUAUGUGUGGAACGGCAAGAAUGCUCCCUCGGAUGCCAAGAGGGCGGCCAUGAGACUCGCCCAGGAGCACUUUGGAGCCGCAGAUGCCGCUGACUACGCCCAGUGCUAUCUGAAUCCUCUGAACUACGCGGCCAUUGUGGGCAGACGUGAGUCCACCAAGUACGCCAAGCGUUCCUCGCUGCGUCCGGAUUGGUGUGUGCUCGGCAAGAUUACUCAGAACAUGGAGACGGUGCUGUUCAAGGAGAAGUUCAGCGAUUGGCCAGAGCUGGAGCGUGAGGAUCUGGAGAAGGAUUACCUGGCAAAUGGAGUGCAUGUGGUGCGUGCUCUCAACGGCGUCGCCCUCCACAAGGGAGAUCCCUACCAGGAGCCCAAUCUCGUGCUGGAACAGUCGAAUCUGGGACGUGGCAACUUCUACUAUGACAACGACACGAUGCGGCACUUUGAUGUCAUCACCAAGUCCACCGACAAGUGGCAGAUCCACGAGUUCAACUUCGAUUCAGCCGAGGCUCGAGAGGAUUACGGACACUUCUACUCCGCUGAGAGUUACAUUGUGCGUUGGAUUUACCAGAUUUCAGUGACAGUUCGCGAACUCAGUGGCAAGGUGUCCAAUCGGAGCACAGUGGGACGCGAUCGGUGUGUCUACUUCACCUGGCAGGGUCAGGACUCCAGUGCCAAUGAGAAGGGAGCCGCAGCUCUGCUCACAGUCGAACUGGACAAGGAGAAGGGCGCCCAGAUGCGUGUGGCCCAGGGAGAUGAGUGCACCGCCUUCCUGAGACUCUUUCGCCAAAUGUGGCAGCACCAGGGACGCAAGGCACUGUGCCUGGCCAGACGUGACCAGUGGCGUCUCUACCAACUGCAGGGCAAUGUGCCCGAGGAGACGCUCCUCAAGGAAGUCGACUGUGAGUCGCGUCAGUUGCGUUCUCGCAGUUCCAUGCUCCUCAUACACGGAGCCGAGGGUCAAGUGCUCCUCUGGCAUGGCUGCAAGAGUGCGGAACACACCAAAGCUGUUGCCUUGGCAGCUGCCGAGCAGUUGAUUGAGCAGCUGCCUCAGGAUUUGUUCAGCUGCAAAAGCGCCACGUUGCAGGAGUUGGAGGAAGGCGCCGAGAGUGAUGCCUGCAAGUUGGCACUGGGAUUGGAGGAGGAGCGCAACUAUGGCAGUCUGCUGAAGGCCACCAAGUGCUAUGAUUACACGCUGCGCCUGUUUCACUUCUCCAGCACUCAAGGCGUCUUCAAGGCCUUGGAGUUGAUUGAUCCCUUGCGCUGCCAGGAUCUUCAUAGUCCAUAUCCCUUUGCCCAGGCGCAGCUCUACAAUGCGCGACAGCCGACCAUCUUCCUGCUGGAUGAUGGCGAUGAACUCUGGCUCUGGAUGGGCUGGUGGCCACUAGAGGAUGUCAAAAUCACCACCGAGGAACGCAGCAGUCCCACCAAUGACAAUCGUGCUGGUGUCAAUCGCUGGAUCUCAGAGCGACGCGCUGCCCUCGAGACGGCCGUCGACUAUUGGCGUGCCAAGCACGGCGACAAUGCGUCCGCCGCCUUCCAUGGCAUCAAGGGACACGUUGUCUGGGCGGGACUUGAACCGCUGACCUUCCAAGCGCUCUUUCCCGACUGGUGCCAGCGUCAGGAUGUGCGUGAUAUCAACGUAGAGGAUGGACGCACCGAUGUGGCCACGCCCAUUAGCGAAAUGCUCGCACAAAUGACACAAACCGAGUAUCCUUUGGAGGUGCUCAAGGCGCGUCCGCUGCCCGAGGGCGUAGAACCGACACGACUGGAGCUCUAUCUCAACAGCAAUGACUUUCAGCGGGCACUUGGCGUGAGUCGCGUGGAGUUCGAGCAGCUGCCCGUGUGGAAGCAGACGAAGCUGAAGAAGGAGCGAGGACUCUUCUAGAGAUCUACUAAUAAUGCAACCAUAUAGACUUGAACACAAUCACAAAACAAAAACUAAAAGAAAAACAAACAGAACUUUUGUAUGCACAUUUACAAACUUAAAGAGAACUUAAUGUAUUUCGAUUAGAACUAUUUACACAACACGUGCGCAUAUCCUUAUAUACUCUCUAAUAACUCUCUAUCAGCUAUUUUACACAAAUUCAUCAUUUAUAUAUACACACACAUAUAUAAAUAUAUAUAUCCUUUACACAUACGUAUACAUAUUUAUAAUGCGACUGCACUGAUCUACGCAAUAAACGCAAAUUCAAUUCGCUUCAUUC